Messenger RNA from Nomia melanderi (Alkali bee), 1050 nucleotides. RefSeq names its product segmentation polarity homeobox protein engrailed. Gene Ontology annotation, biological process: multicellular organism development; regulation of transcription by RNA polymerase II; neuron differentiation. The record is from RefSeq and is a predicted model, not a curated record. Gene Ontology annotation, molecular function: DNA-binding transcription factor activity, RNA polymerase II-specific; RNA polymerase II cis-regulatory region sequence-specific DNA binding. NCBI's taxonomy places the organism in Eukaryota, Metazoa, Arthropoda, Insecta, Hymenoptera, Halictidae. Gene Ontology annotation, cellular component: nucleus.
AUGAGCGUAGCUCUCGUGACGAUGGAUUCCGCGUACGGUCUUCGACUGGGCCUGAGCAACCACCACCAUCAUCACCACCAUCAUCCUCACCGGGUGCGCUCGCCGGAGAGCCACGUGGUUCCGCGGCAGGAACAACCGCAAGAUCACAAGGAAGACAUUGAAACGCCGUUGAGGUUCAGCGUGGUCAACAUCCUGAGACCCGACUUCGGCCGCGAGGCGAUCCUCAACACGAAAGCGCCGAAACAGGCAAGUCUAGCGGCCGGACACCCGACGACCAUACCGGUCCCGAUCCCGCGGCACAGUCCCCUCUCGCUACCGCGGGAUUUGAGCCUGUCCUCGAGCCGACUAUCGCCCUCGAGGCCCCAGCCGGCCAGUUUUUCGGUGCACCGGGACAGAGACCUGUUUUCUUCGCAUUGCGGGCUGACCUCGCCACUUCAGAGGAGCGCGGGCCUCAGCAGGAGCGGAAGCCUCGAGAGCCUGGCCAGCAGCAGGAGCUCCGUGACCGGAAGCUCAGUGACUGGAGCACCGUCCCUCGGCUCCACCUCGUCCACCAUCAGCGGUGACUCGUUGAGCGGAGAGAGCACCGCCAGCAGCACGUCGAACACGGCCGCCAAUCAGCCGGCCACGUUGAACGGGCAGAGCCCUUGGCCCGCGUGGGUUUACUGCACUAGAUAUUCGGACAGACCGUCUUCCGGGCCGAGGACGCGGAGGGUGAAGCGGACGCCGAGCGCGAGCAAGAGCGGCUCGCCGGAAGAGAAGAGACCGAGGACCGCGUUCAGCGCUGAACAAUUGGCCAGGCUGAAGCGGGAGUUCGCGGAGAAUCGAUAUCUCACGGAGAGACGGAGGCAGCAGCUGUCCAGGGACCUGGGGUUGAACGAGGCGCAGAUCAAGAUCUGGUUCCAAAACAAGAGGGCGAAAAUCAAGAAGGCGAGCGGCCAGAAGAACCCGCUGGCGCUACAGCUGAUGGCCCAAGGACUGUACAAUCACUCGACGGUGCCCGUGGACGAGGACGGCGAGGAGAUCGUGACCGGCGGCAAUCAUUCGCACUAA